AUGAAGAAAAUCCGAGGUCAGUCUCCGGCAAUGUCAAGAGGGCUAAAUGCCUUCACUUGGCCCAAAGGGCUGGAGAUCAAACACUACCGAGAUCCGGAGCUGGAAAGGGCGCAGGAUACGGGGCAGCGUACUCUAAAGUGCGUGCUUCCCUCUGCCUUGUCUGCCGUGACACAGACUGGCAGCGUGGGCAUUGCCCUGCGCGGUCUGGCCCUGUCAGUCGACAUGGCCGAUCGUGUUGCGGCCCGCCAAGUACAAACUGCCGUUCUCCGCCUUCGGUCGACAUCCGCUGCGACUGCGUGA
Molecule: messenger RNA, 300 nt
Organism: Colletotrichum paranaense
Lineage: Eukaryota; Fungi; Ascomycota; Sordariomycetes; Glomerellales; Glomerellaceae
Exons: 2
Coding region: 1-300 (99 amino acids)
Source: RefSeq, a predicted model, not a curated record